This is a messenger RNA of Cotesia congregata, 2796 nucleotides long. NCBI's taxonomy places the organism in Eukaryota, Metazoa, Arthropoda, Insecta, Hymenoptera, Braconidae. The record is from the annotation of a GenBank genome assembly.
AUGAUCAUAGAAAAUCCAGAACAAUUUAAAAAUUGGUUGACCACGGUUUUGGAACCAUUGUGUGAUGCUGAUCCAGCUGCGUUGGCUAAAUAUGUUUAUGCUUUAGUAAAAAAAGAUAAGACUUUAGAAGAGUUACAAGAAGGAAUGGUUGAACAGUUAGAUGUAUUCUUGCAACAUGAAACUAAGAAGUUUGUAGACUUGUUGUUCAAAACAUUAGAAACUCAAGAUUACUUGUUACAAGCUCCUCAAGGAAAUCUGACUGAACCAAUAUCAUCUCCACGAAUUAACCCUUCUGAACAUUCAGUAAAUUCUGAACAAUUAGUAGAACCAACUGUAACCCAGUUGUGUUCUAUUACAAAUCCUGCACUUUCAGUACAAACUAAUGGAUCUACAGCUACUUCGACACUUAAUAAAAGAGAAUCUCGAAAAUCUGAAUCUGAAAAAGAGGAUAAGGAUAAACGAACUAGAAGCCGGGGCCGUUUUCGAUCACGAUCGAAGUCACGAUCAAGGUCGUGGGAAAAGGAUCGACGUAGAUCAAGAAGUCGAGAGCAUCGUAGAGAUCGAGAACGUGACAGAAGCCGACUGUGGAGAAACAAAUCACCACCAUCUACUGUGAGACGUCAUGAAAGGAGACGAAGUCGCAGUCGUAGUUCAUCUUCUCUGCGGAUACGAGUGCGGGAAAUAGCUGAUAGCCGAGAUCACAGAAUCCGUUUUCGUAAUCGAUCUCCUACACCACUCCGCUCCCGAUCACGAUCUAAGUCAACUGAAAAAAAAAAUAUAGAUAAAACAGAAAAAUUAGUCGAUGAAAGCAGAUUAGACUGCAUUGAAACAAGCCCAGCUGGUACACCUUCUCAAGACAAUAACCAUGGAGAUAUCGAUAUGCGAUUGUCUACAGCCAGCCAAUCAAUUCAAAGUGUCGUUGCCUUAACAUCAAAUAUAUCGAAGAAUCAAAUUGGAGAAUUCCUACUUAAACGCCGCUGUCGUGAUUUUGAUGAAAAAGGGUAUUGUAUGCGUGGAGAUUUAUGCCCAUAUGAUCAUGGUACUGAUCCUGUUGUGCUUGAAGAUGUAGCACUCAGUCGAGUUUUGACAUUUGGACCUCAUGGUAGUCAAACUGUCGGUACUGAAACAGUACCUACUAUAUCCAAUUCAUCGUUAGGACAAAAUGGAACCGUACAACCACCUCAUGUUCCUCUUGCAAAUUUACCACCUCCUAAUUUACGGAAUCCGCCUCACUCUAAUAUGGAAUACAAUCCCGAUGCUCCAAGUAUGGAGCCAAGGAUAUCAUGGAGCCGGCAUUCUCAAUCUAAUAUGGGAAUUUACGGUCGUGGAGAGCGUGAAUUGAUACGCGUUCCAGUCAUCCCCCAUAUACAACCUCCUGAAACUGUUCAUUCCCAAACAACUAGUUCAUUAAAACGAAAACAAACCUUCGAUUUCAAUCGACUCGGUCCUAAGCAACGACUCAAUCAUAACUCUGCCAAUUGUUCUCUAGAACUCAAAAAAGUUCCUCGUACUUUGAACAAUAUUACCCAAUUAAAUAACCACUUUUCUAAAUUUGGUAAAAUUGUUAAUAUUCAAGUCAAUUUUGGUGGUGAUCCGGAAGCUGCUCUCGUAACAUUUCAAUUGCCAUCUGAAGCAAAAGCUGCUUAUCGUAGUACUGAAGCAGUCUUAAAUAAUAGAUUUAUUAAAGUUUUUUGGCACAGUAAUAUUAACAAUACUGCAGCUAGUAGUGCUAUUGAAAAUGUCCCACCCGGCUGUCGACCAUCUGUCAAAGAAAGAUUAGGUGCUGCUGUACCUUUGUCAAUAAAAUUAGAUGACAAUGAAUAUGUUCCCACGCGCCGCUCUAAUGAUGACCAACAAGAAAAUGAACGAGCACCACAACAGCAGCAACAAGAGCAACAGCCACAACAAAAACAACAGCAGCAACAAGAAAAGCAAGUAUCCCAACAAAAGCUAGAUCAGGAACAUCAGCAACAACAACAAAAUAAAAAGCAGCUCCUACCAGAUCAGCAACAACAAUUGCAACAAUCACAAGAACAGCAGCAACAACAAAUAUUGUUAUUAUUACAACAGGAAAAAGAACAAGAACCAAAAAAACAAGAGCAACAACUUUUACUUCUACUACAGCAGCAUCAAGAACAACAACCACAAGAACAGCAACAACAACAUCAACAAAAACAAUCCACAACAAAUUUUAUAAUUCCUUCUCAGAAAAAUAAAACAAUAGCUUCUACUCGAGAAGAAAAAGUUUAUGCUAUCAAAAAAACUCAAGAAAUUUUAGCGGUCAAAGAAACACUGAAGAAAAAACAAGAACAAAAGCGUAAAGAAGUAAUUAAAAUAACUGCAGAUCUCCGAAAACGUAAACAGGAACUUUUGGAUAAAAAUUUAAUGGAGAUUCGCACUCUAAUCGAAAAAGCAGAAAAAAAUCCAGAGCAGAAAGAUGCAAUAAUGGAAACAAUUAAAGUAAUACAACAAUCUAUUGAUCAAUUGCGUAAAGAUCUUGCGGCGAAUGGACAAUCUAGUGGAACAAAAUUAUUAGUCAAAUCUCGAGAGCAAACUCAAAAAGAAAUACUUGAUGCUGAAUUAGAUCUUAUGACUGCCCAUCAGGAAGGACAAGAUGCUGGUGAGUUGCAGAAGAGGCUAAAUGAAUUAAGAGCUCAAGCUGCGGUGUUGAGUAUAAAUGCUACCAAGGGUACUAAUAAAAAUGUGAAAUCAAGUCGAGUAGUUCGUGGUGGUCACAAUUUUACGUGUCGUGGUCGUGGUAAUUAUAUGCAUGUUUCUGCAUGUAGGUAAUCGACC